AUGGUGCAACUAGUGGAUUUGGACAAUAUGUCAGGGCCUCCGUAUUUGUGCGUUUUUCAUCUGGCCACGGCGGGUCAACAGGGCCCGAACCUGGGUUCGGAUGAAGAAGAAAUCGUUGCUAUGAUAUACAUAGUCAUCGACAAAACACUAAAUAAGUUUAAAAUUGAAUAG
Messenger RNA from Pediculus humanus corporis (human body louse), 171 nucleotides. RefSeq lists its product as uncharacterized. Bases 1 to 171 code for a protein of 56 amino acids. The record is from RefSeq and is a predicted model, not a curated record. The transcript is spliced from 2 exons. Lineage: Eukaryota; Metazoa; Arthropoda; Insecta; Psocodea; Pediculidae.